CAUCGGUACUGAUGUCCAUCAGCCCUCCAGACAAUGCUUACCCCGACGGCUCUGCGAGGAAACCAUCGAAACUGCCUUACUAUGUCUAUCUCACAGAGGAAGCCGCUCAGAUAUUCGAGAAAUCAACGCGUGAAGGCAGCUACGCGCUUUCUCCGGACGAACGCUGGUGGAGUGCACGCGAAUCUUGUCUGUUCUCUGCCGGUUAUUCACUAAGACCACGCUAUCACGCGAACUGGAGCCCGUCAUGGCUGGGAACCAGGCUCAACCCAUUAUUCUGCGAGGACUCGAUAAUGAGCGAGCGUUACCACAUCAUGGACGCCGUACGAAAGAGAGACGGUGCGGUAGUAACGAUCAAGAUGGUGAAGAAAGACACGAGAGAAGUUGCCAUUGCUCAAUACCUUUCCUCUGCGACUCUGGCCAAAGAUCCUCACAAUCACUGUGUAUCGGUCUUUGACGUCUUGCCAGACCCUUUCGAGCCGAAGAAGAUGCUGAUGAUCAUGCAAUAUCUACGCCCGUUUGAUGAUCCUCCAUUCAUGGCUCUUGGCGAAGUCAUCGACUUCAUCAGCCAGACACUCGAGGGGAUAUCGUUUCUGCAUCGGCAUCGAGUAGCGCAUCGAGACUGUGCAGGCGCUAACAUCAUGAUGGACGGUCGACCUUUAUACCCUGAGGGCCACCACCCAGUCAGCCGGGACCUGUCCACGGAUGCGAUAUAUGACAUCGUACCACGCUCCCGCCUGGACCACCCUGUUCGAUACUAUUACAUCGACUUCGGAAUCUCAUCCUUCUUCCCCGUCGGUGCACCCCCUCUGGUCUUGGGUCUGGAUGGAAGGGACAAGGAGGUACCGGAGCUAUCUGACCGCGCUCCAUACAAUGCAUUUAAGGUCGACAUAUUCAUACUCGGAAAUCUGUAUAGGAAGCACUUCGUCCAGAAAUACAACGACUUCAAGAUGCUCGAGUCUCUCAUCGACGGCAUGACUCGGAAGAUACCCGAAGAACGGCUGACUGCCGACGAGGCGGUGGUGUUUUUCCAGGGCAUCCGGUCUACGGUAGACCCCGUCCAAUGGCGCGCAAGGUUGCGGCCGCGUGGCGAGAGCACUCCUGAAUGGAUGCUGAACAAUGCUGUUCACAUGGCAAGAGAAGGUGUUUAUCGCAUGAAGAAACUGGUAGCAUAGUCUUCUGUUGCUCGCUCACGACACGAGACCCCCAUUCCACCUCUCGGCUGGUCAUCAUUGCUUUCGGCGCUUUGUCACAACUAUCGGCUCAACAGGUAUCAUUAUUCACAUUGUAUUCAAAUUGUACAGCUCUACCAGGAAUCAAUGGGUGUCUCGCGGGUUCGCUUCCUGUUCUGAGCAUAACGUAUCAUGCGGUUC
Fomitopsis serialis is the source of this 1370-nucleotide messenger RNA. Its product is annotated as kinase-like domain-containing protein. Gene Ontology annotation, biological process: protein phosphorylation; intracellular signal transduction. The coding region runs from base 12 to 1172 and encodes 386 amino acids. Gene Ontology annotation, molecular function: ATP binding; protein serine/threonine kinase activity. The transcript has 6 exons. The record is from RefSeq and is a predicted model, not a curated record. Gene Ontology annotation, cellular component: cytoplasm. NCBI's taxonomy places the organism in Eukaryota, Fungi, Basidiomycota, Agaricomycetes, Polyporales, Fomitopsidaceae.